Messenger RNA from Ochotona curzoniae (black-lipped pika), 1435 nucleotides. RefSeq names its product prostaglandin-E(2) 9-reductase-like. Gene Ontology annotation, cellular component: cytosol. Gene Ontology annotation, molecular function: aldose reductase (NADPH) activity; steroid dehydrogenase activity; ketosteroid monooxygenase activity. Bases 1 to 972 code for a protein of 323 amino acids. The transcript has 9 exons. Gene Ontology annotation, biological process: steroid metabolic process. The record is from RefSeq and is a predicted model, not a curated record. Lineage: Eukaryota; Metazoa; Chordata; Mammalia; Lagomorpha; Ochotonidae.
AUGGAUCCCAAACACCAGCACAUGGCGUUAAAUGAUGGUCACUUUAUUCCUGUACUGGGCUUUGGCACCUAUGCAGCUGAAGAGGUUCCUAAGAGUGAGGCUGGGGUGGCCACCAAAAUAGCUAUAGAUGCUGGGUUCCGCCAUAUCGAUGCUGCUUACGCGUAUCAAAAUGAAGAAGAAGUAGGUCAGGCCAUCCGCAGCAAGAUUGCUGAUGGUACUGUGAAGAGAGAAGACAUAUUCUUAACUUCCAAGCUUUGGUGUACUUUCCAUCGACCAGAGCUGGUCCAGUCAGGCUUGGAAUGGUCACUCAAAAAACUUCAAAUGGACUAUGUUGAUCUCUAUAUUAUUCAUUUCCCACUGUCUCUGAAGCCUGGUGAGGACUUAAUUCCAACAGAUGAGAAUGGAAAAGUGAUAUUUGACACAGUGGAUCUCUGUGCCAUUUGGGAGGCCAUGGAAAAGUGCAAGGAUGCGGGACUGGCCAAGUCCAUCGGGGUAUCCAACUUCAACCGCAGGCAGGUGGAGAUGAUUCUGAACAAGCCAGGACUCAAGUACAAGCCUGUGUGCAACCAGGUAGAAUGUCAUCCUUAUCUCAACCAGAGAAAAUUACUGGAUUUCUGCAAGUCCAAAGAAAUAGUUCUGGUCGCUUAUGGUGCUCUGGGGUCCAAUCGAAAUCCAAAAUGGGUGGAUCAGAAUUCUCCAAUUCUCCUGAAUGAUCCGAUGAUUUGUUCUAUGGCAAAAAAGUACCAGCGAACUCCAGCCCAGAUUGUCCUUCGCUACCAGCUGCAGCGUGGGGUUGUGGUCUUGGCCAAGAGCUUCAGUGAGAAGCGGAUCAAACAGAAUGCUCAGGUAUUUGAUUUUCAAUUGUCGUCGGAUGACAUGAACGUGUUAGAAGGCCUGAACAGGAAUCUCCGAUAUUUUUCAGCUGAAUUUCUUCUCGAGCAUCCAAAUUACCCAUUUGCUGAUGAAUAUUAACAUGGGAGACUUUUAUGACUUCUUCCUGAAGAGCUUGCAAAUGGAUCAUAAUGUAGGAGACAUCUCAGAUACUGGUGACCACGCACCUCACUUCUGGUUGAUCUUUGCCACCUAGCGGUUCUGAGCUAUAGCCGUAUCCACAGCGCAUAUAACCACCAUGACAGUAGAUUCUUAUCACUGUGAGAAAAAUGAAAGUGGUAAUUUGUUAAAGAUUCUUACUUGAUGCUGUUUGUAUUACAGACCUGCUUUGUUGCAUUCAGAAUGGUCAGUCCCUAACACUGAUUUGCAUAGAAGCUUGCAGAACUUUGGUGACAGACGACAGCAGCUGGUCCAUGAAUGCACCAGGAGAGGGGUGGGAACCAUGAGCUUGUAAGGCGCUUUGUGACGAGUUUUCAGUCUUUGUUUUUCCAGUGCAUCCAGGAAGCUGAAGUCUCACAACACAGAGUUCAAAACGUGAGGCACU